UAGUGCUAAAAUUAGGAAUUUACUGCAAAUUAUAUAUCUUUGUUCAUCAAUCUAUGGCAGUGAUGCUCUUCCACCAGAUGCCAGAAGCUCAAAUUCACCGCUUUUUAGUUAGGUGUUUUGCAGCAAGAUGUUUUGUAACAUAAAAGAUGCUCACCAGUAAUUGUGAUUUCCUAGGAGUGUAGUUGUGCAGGAAUUGCAUCAAAAUAAAAGUAAAAAGAGAUGGGUUUAUUUUGUAUUUUUUAAUUGUGCAUCCAAUUCUCUACCAGCCAUUCACAAUAGUGCAGGUCAAAGUUAUGUUUGUUUUCAACACAAAUAAGGACUUAUUAGGAAUGUAUGCUUUCAAAAAUAACUAUUCGCUUCUUUUUUCAAAGCAUAAAGUUCCAAAAUGUUAGAAGAUUAGAGUGACACUGCAUCAAAGGUAUUAAUCUGUGUAAUAAGAAAGGCUUAGGUUGCUACAGUUAGACAAGCCAUCGGUAUUAAUAUGAAUUAUUUGUAUUAGGCUUUCAUAAAUAGGCUUAUCUGAAAUUUAUGUAGGCUAAUCUUUUUCCCUCUCUCACUUUUCUCAGUGUGUGUGAGAAUAUGUCCAGACUCCUCCUCUUUAUGAUAAUGUGACAGGAGCAUCUCCUUCUGUGAGACAAGCCUCCACUCCCAAUCAACUAUGUGAUCUCUUUUCUCCCUCAAAUCUGCUCCCUUUUAUGCUCCCAUCCUCACGUAUUAGCUGUUUUACCUCCUGCGAAUAAUCCAAGCGUGAAAGUUACUUUCGUUGACUGAAAAGUUUACUUUUUGGAACUGUUUUUGUUUUGUUUUGCCGCCACCGGUUCGCUAAGUCGCGCGACCAACAUGGCAACUCCCGCCGCUCCAGCUCUUCUCCCCGUGGCACCGCUCGGCCACCACCCGGCGGCGAGUUCCGCGUCUCCGGCCACUCACUCACCGCCACCUGCGGCCACCUCCGCUACAUCCUCCCCGGCUCCUCCAGCUGCGCGUCCGGCGCUUCUCCACCAUUUCCGGGCGGACCUCUUACUCGCGAACGGCACACAGUUGAAGACCGGAGUCGGCGUGGUCCCGGUGUCCGGCGGAGGGAAUAAGCCGGUGUACGCCACACCGUCCCCGGUGGAGAGCACCCCGCAGAACAACGAGUGCCGACUGGUCGAGGUGAAGGGAGCCAAGCUGGCAUCAUUCACCGUCAAAGACACGGAGCUCAUUUGCCUUCCGCAGGCCUUUGACGUGUUCCUCAAGCACCUGGUCGGCGGGCUCCACACUGUCUACACUAAACUGAAGCGACUGGACAUCACGCCGGUGGUGUGUAACGUGGAGCAGGUCCGCGUGCUCCGGGGACUCGGAGCAAUCCAGCCCGGCGUCAACCGAUGCAAGCUCAUCUCCAGGCAGGACUUCGAAACGCUCUACAGCGACUGUACCAACGCGAGUUCACGGCCCGGCCGACCGCCCAAGAGACUGCAGACGGUGACUGACGGCGGCGCGCACCACAUGCUGUCCCACGGCAGUCUGAUGCACGCUGGGAUCAUGCCUCCUGCAGAUCUGUCUGCUCUGGCCAAGAAGAUCAAACUGGAGAUAGGUGGUUACCACAGCAACCAACAACAUGGCUGCCACAACGGAGAAAACGGUGACCACAGUCCUGGAUUGGUUCUGGACCAGUUGCCCUUCAUGAUGAUGUCACAUCCCCUGAUCCCGGCCAGUCUGGCACCGGCCUCCGUUUCCAUGGCGAUGGGCCAGAUGAACCGCCUGAGCACGCUGGCCAGCAUCGCCAACAUGGCACAGCUCCACCAUGCCAACCCUGCUACCCGGCCCCCUGCCUCCGUCAUUAAGGAGCGAAUGCACGACGACAGCCCCUCCCCUUCGCCCUCGCUGGAGGAAGCCCAGAUCUCGUCCAAUCACAGCAGCAGCGUGUCCAGUUCGCCAUCUCACACAGACCGGGCUACAGAAAACACACAUCAGCACCACGAUGGCGUCACAUUAAGUCACUGUGUGUUGGCGCAGUCGGAGGUCAGGGAGUUGGACUCGAUGGAAUACGGCAAGGAAAGCAUAAGAGGGCGCAUUGAAAAAGAAUCCAACCCGCUGGCCGGUGAUAGACAAGUGUACCAGCACCCCCUGCCGAGCAGGGAUGGCUGCGAGAAGGCGCCGUACCCCGCGGGACAGAAGCUCCCAGCAGGUCUCCACCACGCUCCCUUCAUCUUCCCGGAAGGCUUGUCCUCCAUAGAGACCCUGCUCACCAACAUCCAGCAGGGUCUGCUGAGGGUUGCCAUAGAGAAUGCCCGAGCGCAGGAGAAGCAGGACCACCUGGAGAGGACCGAGCUGAAGAUGGAGCUGGUGAGGGAACGAGAGCUGCGUGAGACGCUGGAGAGGCAGCUGUGCAUGGAGCAAAAAAACAGAGUUCUCAUCCAGAAGCGAUUGAAGAAGGAAAAGAGAAGUAAGAGGAGACUUCAGGAGGCCUUGGAGGAGGAGGUGAAACUUCGAGAUCAGGCAGAACACAGCUUCCUGCAACACACCGCUGGCUCACUCUCGGAAUCUGUGACCCAGGACGCAGACGUCGUCAAGCUGGAGGACGACAGGGUGGAAGCGAAGACAACGAUGCAAGAAGGCCGAGUAUUCCUGCAGACGGCUGGGAUGUAUUGAAGAAAGAUGGCUGACACAUUUGAACUUUUCCACUGUUCUCUACCUUUAAUUUAUUGCAUUUAUCACCCAAACCCUGGCAUUAGUAGCCACAAUUCCUUUGUUUUUAUGGUGUGUCUGUUUGCGUUUCUUUCAACCGAAAUCCUAAUUAAAUAGGAGCAUAGUUGUCAUUUAUCUGGGCGCGAGUGGUCACUAUAACUUGUAACCCAGCUGUGUACAUAAAUAGUCAUUGCUUUUUAUUGUUAUAAUCCAGAAAAAGCAUGUUGUAUAGUCAGUACAUGUAUGGUGUAUGUUAUGCAGUAGGUCAGUUUGA
Molecule: messenger RNA, 2941 nt
Organism: Corythoichthys intestinalis (scribbled pipefish)
Lineage: Eukaryota; Metazoa; Chordata; Actinopteri; Syngnathiformes; Syngnathidae
Gene: dachc
Product: dachshund c
Exons: 11
Coding region: 841-2631 (596 amino acids)
Biological process (GO): regulation of transcription by RNA polymerase II
Cellular component (GO): nucleus; transcription regulator complex
Molecular function (GO): RNA polymerase II cis-regulatory region sequence-specific DNA binding; DNA-binding transcription factor activity, RNA polymerase II-specific
Source: RefSeq, a predicted model, not a curated record